Messenger RNA from Nezara viridula (southern green stink bug), 5469 nucleotides. NCBI's taxonomy places the organism in Eukaryota, Metazoa, Arthropoda, Insecta, Hemiptera, Pentatomidae. The record is from the annotation of a GenBank genome assembly.
GUACAGAUCUCGGAGCCGAAACAUGAGGUUGUCCAUCACCUCCGUACCGACCAGACCAGAAAACAAAUGGGGAAUAAGACACAUCACUGGAGUAAUGGGCUUUUUUACGAUAGCCUUAGCAUACAUCCAAAGAUUCUGCCUCAGUUUAGCAAUCACCGAAAUGGUCAAUUAUCAUUCAGAGGGUGGCAAAAUUGAUGCACAAACAUGCCCUUUCGAGCAGAAUACUACUACAGAAAUAAAAUAUAGCGGAGAGUUCAACUGGGAUGAAGAAACUCAAGGCCUCAUUCUGAGUUCCUUUUUCUGGGGCUAUAUUAUAAAUCAUGUCCCGGGAGGUUUGAUGGCAGAGAGGUGGGGUGUAAAAUGGGUGCUCGGAGUCAGUAUAUUUGUAUCCUCGAGUUGUACUUUUAUUACACCACCAGUAUCCAGGACAUUUGGUUCAUGGGGGCUCAUUUUUCUCAGAAUUGUCAUCGGCCUUGGACAGGGUCCUGUUUACCCAGCAUUAAAUGUGCUAUUGUCAAAUUGGAGUUCAGCUAAUGAGAGAGGGAGAUUAGGAGCUAUUGUUUUUGCUGGAGCUUAUGUGGGCAACUUUAUUUCAAUGGCAAUAUCCGGGAUAAUCAUUUCCUUCUUGGGUUGGACUGGAGUGUUUUACAUUUUUGGAGGAAUAGGAAUUGUGUGGUUAAUCAUUUGGAUGAUGGCUUAUCACGACACACCAUUGGACCAUCCUUAUAUCAAAGAAGAUGAAAGAACUCAUAUAACCACAACAUCUGGAAAAACUUGCUACAAAGAUCUUCCAGGUACUCCAUGGAUUCCUAUGUUGACAUCUGUUCCACUUUGGGGAUUGGUCAUCGCUCAAUAUGGUCAUGACUGGGGCCUAUUUACUAUAAUUACAGACCUGCCGAAAUAUAUGAGAAGUGUUCUACAUGUCUCAGUCAAAGAAAAUGGAGCUAUUUCUGGUUUACCAUACCUGGGCAUGAUGCUUUUUUCAGUUAUAACUGGAUGGUUCGUUGAUUUGUUGAUUGUUAAAUUUAAAUGGAGUACAUCACUAGUGAGGAAGAUUUUUAUUACAAUAGCAUCAGUUGGGCCUGCUUUUGGAGUUGUAGCUGCUUCCUAUUCUGGAUGUGAUAUGAUUUCAGCUACAGUUUUCUUCGUCUUCGGAAUGACCAUUAUGGGUGCAUAUAUACCAGGUUUGAAAGUCAACGCGCUGGACCUUAGCCCGAAUUAUGCUGGAACUUUAAUGGCCUUGGUUGGAGGGAUAGGAGCCAUAUCUGGAAUCGUAACUCCAUACCUUACCGGAAUACUCACACCUAACAGCACCCUACUCGAAUGGAGGUUGGUAUUUUGGAUAUCUUUUGCUGUGAUCAUGGGUUCAAACAUGGCGUACCUCAUCAUGGGAACUGCUGAUACCCAAUGGUGGAACGACCCCGACCAAGUACGAAACUACAACAAUGGAAAAGAGAAGAAUAACGAGCAGGCAUCAUAAAUAUUACAAAUAAUUUAUUUCAUAUUUUGUUCGACUGUACAAGUGACACUCCACUUUGAUGAAUGGCAUAAGACGACACGAUCACACUAUAAAUGGAAUCCCGAGAAUGGCCGAGUCUGUCCAAAAGUAGACAGAAGUCAUCCAACCAUCUGGUAAGGUCUCUAUCUCAACUCAAAAGUAGGCUUUGGAGGUUUGUUUAAUUUAAAAAGAUUUAUAGUUCAAAUCCUGGUACUCGGUGGAAAUUUUAACUUAGCAUAACUUCCCCACCCUCUCCCCCGGACCGGGAAAAUCCCUGUGUAGCCUAAAAGGUAAUUAAGGGGAGAACACAAACUUAAAAGGCCAGCAAGGAAUCUGCCGAAGUCGUAAAUCGCAUUCUAAAUAAAGAGAGAUUAUAAUGUAAAUAAUUUAUCAAUCUUUGGCUAUUCCUGAAAUAUCAUUUAUAAUGUGAUCAUAGAAUCUUGGCCUCCUCAAAGUGGAGUAACACUUGUAUAAUGGUACCUUAUAUUUUAAGUAAUAUAAUAGAAUCUAUAUUUUAAUGCAUAUCCCAAGAAGUGGUCGGAUAUGUAUUAUUAGCAUAUACUUUUAUAUUAAUCGAGCUUGUAUAUAGUUUUGUUUUUAUCUUUGAGUGCUAUCACAUUAAUUUAGGUCUGAGAAAGUCUGGCGAGGUCGGCUAGUUGGCGAUCGCGGAGGGCCCCCAAGCUAAGGGACCUCGGAGCAAGCUCCGAAAUCAUGGUUCCAUAUUUUUCUAGUACCUCUAAAAAAAUUGUUUUGUACUCGUUUAUUUCAGCAAAUUUUUACGACCCCCCCGAUGGAUCCCCAACAUAAAUGUUUUAUACUUUUAUAUUGAACGAUACAUUUACUUUCCAUAUUUUAAGCCCAAUAGGUACUAUUUUUUUUUAUAAAAUUAAUAUCGAACCAAUUAUGAACUUAAAUUCUGAACCUAAAAGAAAAAAAAAGUUUAUUAAAUGCUUGGUAAUUCCGUAAAUGUUUGGAGUCACUCCAUAGAAUGAUUGAGAAGUUCUGUGUAAGGGCUCUGAAUGUCUUUAUUGUGUGUUUAUCUAGUACCGUUGUAUGUUUGGCCGCACAAAUAAUUGUUUUGUAAAUUCAGAUAAAUUUGUUAUGUACUUAAAAUAUUGGAAACCAUUUAUACAUAUAAUCCUAAUAAGGGGGGCCCACUUCAGACUAGCGGAUGGCCUCAGACCAGGCCGCGUAUUUACAAACACUAUACGGAUUCAGACACUCUGUCUGUGCUCAUCUAGGGUUUGUAAGGUCCCUGGGAGCUGGCCCAUUACAAACCCUAUACCGAUUCAGACAACUCAGCUCUGCUUGCCCCCUGGGGAACUUCAGUUGUUUAAAAUAAAUAAAUAAAAAAAAAAAGUAUCUAUAUCUAUAUAUAUAUAUAUAUAUAUAUAGCCGCGCUUAAAAGUUCCCUUUGAAUGGUUUUAACAAAGACAAACUGUAUUUGUAUUUGAAGGAAAUUGUGUCUAGUUUACUAUAAUGCAAUUUUUAAUUACCUGAAUUAAAAAAAUGUUUGUACUAUCACUUAUAUACAUCAAAUGAUUUUUUUUGGUGGAAAUUCUGUCUAGAAUCACGUCCAUAUCAUGUGUUGUUUUAAAUUGUUAACAAAUAAAAAUAAUAUUUUUAUAAUUAUUGCUAUUUAAAAUAUAUAAAUUAUUUUUUUUAAUGAUUCAUACUUAGCACUUACUAUUCAUCUUGUCUUUUGACAAUAUUUUAUGUCAGUAAAAAAAUAUUUAAAAUAAAAUUAAUUUUUUUUGUUUAAAUUAGAUAUUGUUUGCGUUCAGCAAUCUUUAUCUAUAAUUUUUUUUUCUAAGAAAAACACAAUAUUUUUAAUAAAAGGUGCUCAUUAUUAUUUUCCUAUUUAUUUUACUAUAAUCUUAGCCCUUAUUAUUUUUUUAAAUUAUUUACACUUAGCACUUAUUUCUGUUGCCUUUUGACAGUAUUGUUUGUCAGUAAUAAAUGAAUUGGAACAAAAUUAAUAAUUUUGUUUAUAUAUACAAAUAUAUAUGACCAUUUAUCAACAAUAAUAAUUAAUAUAUAAUAAUUUUAAACGACUAAAGUCCCCAGUGGGCAGACAGUGCUGAGGUGCCUGAAUCGGUAUAGGGUUUGUAAAAACACAACCGGGCCCGUUCUAGGUGUCGAUAGCUAUGGGACAGUUGCGACAGGUCCUCCCAAUGCUUGCAAUGGUUCCAAUCGUCCCCACCGAUACUUUUAAUACGUUCAUGUUCAUGUACGAGUAAAAAAUAACUUAUAAUUUAACACAUUUAUGUUAACCAAAGUAAUAUAAUACAUAUAAUAAGCUAGUAGUAUAUCUUUGUCUAUAAGAAAUUUCUUUUAAGCCGCGAUAGCACAUUACCUAAGCCAUGGUAACCACCAGAGUAUAAAUUUCCAUGACGUCAUAAGAUUUAGAAAAAGUUUUUUUUCUUUAAAAUGUCACAUACCAAUGUUUUCAGAAUUUUAAAUUGAGUGGAUGAUUCACGAAUACUAAGUUUUUCACAAACACUUAAAUUAAACUUUGGAUGGGGAUUAUACGAUCAUAAUAUUAAUAAAUCAUUCAAAAGUUUAUGGGAUCUAUAAUAUUUUCCGCUAUAGAGAAGUGUCCACCAAGAGAAGUUUCAGUUUAUAAUAUGGUUCCCGUCCCCUAUUCAUGUGAUCAAAACGGCCCCCAAGCAAAUUAGCUACUUUCAUUCAUAAUUAAAUAAUUGUCCAACUAAAAACAAAAGGUUCUACAUAAAUGUUUAUAAUGAUUUUUUUCUUUUAUUAGAAAUAAUAUGAAUUUUAAUGAAUUCAUCCGUUGAAGAAAUAACAUUAUGUGAAUGCAAUGCCUUAGACAAUUGAUGCUCUCCGGGAAAUGAAGUCAUCUCUACCAAAAAAUUUGAUUUAUUUCUUAAUUGAAUAAAUUCAUGUUAAGUAAUAUCUUAAAUUAAAAUUAAUUAUGCUUAUACACUAUGUAAUGUUUUUUAAUACCUUGUAAUGACACCGUCCAUGCCUGGAUUGCUAUGCCCUAAGGCCUGCAUUAUGCUAAUGCAUAAAAGAUGUAUAUAAAUGUAAAUAAUGUGCAUGGAUAUUUAAUUAGACUGAACAAUUGUACAAAUGUUUUAUUUACGUAGAGAUUGAAAUUUAUUUAUAUACAAAUUAAAUAUAUAUAAUAUUUUAUGUACUGUUUCAAAUAAAUUAUUUUAAAAAGUGUGUGGUGAAUUUAUCAUCACAAAAUAAGAAUUAAUUUAUAAUCAGUUCUGAAUUGAUAGGAAAGUCAUUCUUGGUCAUCUCAUAAAUAUAUUUAAAAACAAGUUCUAAAAGACGUAAUGGCUAUUAUUCCUUCCAAAAUUAUUAGACUUUCUCACCAUUGUCAUUCUAAUUGUAAUUACAAAUUAGCUCAUCAAGCCAGACCUAUAAACUUUUAACCCCUGCAUCUACCUUUAUAAAAUUAGACACCCCUAUGCUAUGUAUCCUUCAGAAAUUAUUAUAAUUUGUUCUCAGUUCAACUAGAGCCCUUCUCCGUGCCACUCUUCUUUCUGAUAUUUUUAUUUAGACAUUAGGUGUUUUAUUUUCUGUAAUUUAGUAAUUUAAAUGUUUUAUAUUAGUAAUAUUAUGACUGAAUAUUAUAGAAGAGAAAUCUCGAUAUUAUUAUUGCACUAAAACAUCGAUAAAAAAAAAAUUAAUGUCGGAUCCAAUACUGUAAUUUUUGUAUCCAAUCACAAGCCUGUUGUUUAUAAUAAUAAGUAUAAAGUUUAUAAUUAUUUUUCAUGAAUAAUAAUUGGUAUAAACAGAUUUACAUAAUAUAAUUAAAAUAGACAAACAAUAAAAAUGUAAAAAAUAUAUUUAUCUAAGUUUUGAAAUAUGCAAAGUUAAUUUGCAGCUAUUUUAUCAUCUUUCAUCCAGAAAAAGAAAAUGUGUACUUCAAAGAAUUGGGUAAAGCAUGGAAUGAACUCGGAUUUCAAGAAACCUUAGAUACCUUAGAAACCUUAGGA